AUGUCAUCCUGUUGUGGUUCUCGCAAAUCAAAACGCGGCGGUGGAGAUGAUACAGAGCCUCUUCUGCCUCGUUACGAAGAAGACACCUCCCGCCAACGCCAACUGCGUCAGAAACUGCAUUCCUAUCAGAUGUACAAGGCCCUUUCGGAGGGAUAUAUGCCAUCGAAUGAACAAGUCAUCACGAAUCUGCGAACUCUCUUAGCAUCAGACAUUCUCAACCCCCGCAGUGAUGAUGUGAGUGAGCCAGGCCGUCAACUGGCGCGCGAUGUAAAGACUUUGAUGAAAAGCUUUAUUGAGCUACUCAAAGAUAAGAACGAUGAUGAUCAGAUUCAGGAAUUCUUCUGGCAUCUUUCCAAGUCCAAAGUCUCACUCGAUUCUUCAGCUUUGUCUGGUCAGGCUGCACAUGUUACAUCUCAGGCCAACACGCGAGCUGCGUACGAUAGCCUUCGCACAGUUGGGGGUCUACUCCUCACCAAUGCCGAUUUCCGCCUGUUCCUCGAUGACGUCGCUACUAUUGGUCGCCAGGUCUUUGCCGACACCACCUACACCCUAGCGGAAGCCGCUCACGAAGUUGCAGAGGCUGCUGAACCCUCGCAGGAUGAGUUGAAAAAGCUUGACGGUGCCGGCGCCGAUGAUGGGAAACAACCGAGCAAGGAUGAUCUUAAAAAAGAUGUCAAUCAGAUCGCGGAUGCCGCAGAGCAAGGAAUUAUUCAUGCGGGCCAAGCGGCAAAGGAAAGCGCAGAGGAAAACUUCUCAGGACCUCAACGAGAUGCCUUGCUCAACCGACUCAAACAAGCUGUCCUUAGACUUCGGAAGCGGAACGACUACUCCGACUCAGUCUCGACUUUGUCUCGGCUUGUGCAGCGGUACGGGAUGAUAUACGCAAAUGCGGCGGAGGAAACAGCGAGCGCAGUCAGUGAAGAUGUGGAAGUCAACACAGAUCUGAAGAGAGCAGUGGACAGCUUCUGGACUCUGGUCCGAUCGUUCGGAAGUAGUCAAGAGUGGGAAUACCUGGAAAAGCGUUUCCAUGAUGUGAUGCGCCAUGCCAACAAGGAUCCAGAAUUUGAAUCUCUAUUGGGUGAUAUUGGCACAUCUCUCCAAGAAAUGCUGACUGAUCCCGCGUUUUUCGACUCGGCUCCAGAACGACUUGAUCAGCUGAAAGAAAAGUCUAAGAACGUGGAUGGUGAAUCCAGCCUUCGAAAUGAUAUUGAGGCAUUCCUACAACAAUUUCGACGUACCUUGAGGUCAAUACCUGAUGAUCCGAGUGUUGCGAAAAUGAACGCCGCUGCGAAGAAGAUUGUACGAGACGUGUCGAACGUAUACACAAAUCAGACAAGUACCAUCGUCGCUGAUGCCGCUCACACUUUUCUACCGCUGCUUAUCCGCAGUAUUCAAUAUAUACCUAUUCCAAGACUCGAGGUUUCGGUCCCAGAAAUGGACUUACUUGUUGAGAACUUGAUCUUGGAACCCGGAAGGACAGUCAACCAGUCGUCAUUUUUCCCAUAUAAGGUCCUCGUUACGUCCAAGACCAACAUGGAGCUGGCAAAGGUUCACUCGAAGAGAGCAAAGACAGAUAUCAAAACCAUACUCACCAUAAACCUACAAGGGCUCAAUAUCAGUGCAUCAGAAUUUGGCUACUGGAUUCGGGCCCAUAGCGGAUUGCUUUUCCGGUUUGGUGACGAAGGUAUCGGCAGUUUCUUCCUCGACGAGCGCGGUAUAGACGUCGCCGUUGAUCUCGAAAUCGGUCGGGAUCGGCUUGCCCAUUUGGUCACGCUUAGGGGUGUUCGUGUACAUAUUCAUAAACUGGACUACAAGAUUCAACGCAGCCGAUGGAGGUUUUUGCUUUGGCUUGUCAAGCCAUUGCUGAAGCAGUUGAUUCGUCGAACCUUGGAACGAAAGAUUGCAGAGUUUGUGGUGUCUUUGGUGGUGACCAUCAACAGGGAGUUGAUUUUUGCCCGAGAACGAUUGCGCGCGGUCAAUAUUGCCAACCCUCAAGACUACGCAACUUUCAUUCGAGCAUUGCUCGCACGGCCGAAAGCCUACGCCAACCCCGAAGUCUAUUCAAGGGUAGGCGCGUACCCUCCGCGAAGUGGAGUGUUCAAAGAUAUUUAUACGCCGGGCAGCAUAGUCAAGGUCUGGAGAGACGAAGCAGAACGGGCUCACGAUGUGAUUGAGGAGAGCGAGGAGGGCGAGAACAACGAUGGUCUUCAUUUGACAUGGCGCAACAGUAUUUUUGAUGUCAACGUGACUUCUGCUAAUUGA
This is a messenger RNA of Talaromyces amestolkiae, 2262 nucleotides long. RefSeq lists its product as uncharacterized. Gene Ontology annotation, molecular function: lipid binding. The record is from RefSeq and is a predicted model, not a curated record. The transcript is spliced from 2 exons. The coding region runs from base 1 to 2262 and encodes 753 amino acids. Lineage: Eukaryota; Fungi; Ascomycota; Eurotiomycetes; Eurotiales; Trichocomaceae.